AUGUCAAGUGGAACGGGGUCCGCGGGGCGGACCCGAGACGGAGUGCCGAUCUGGGAUGGAGAUCCUGGGACUUUUGUGGAGUUUUCAGAAGCAGUGAGACUCUACGAGCAGGGCACGGCGCCGCACAAGCGGGCGCAAGUGGGGCCACGAGUGGCCGCGGAACUGACUGGAGCCGCGAAGAGAUUCAUAACUGGCCAGGCACCAGACUGGCUCUCCCACUACGGCGGAGCAGAGGCUCUGUUGAGCCAUCUGCGCCAGGGGCUAGGGAAGCCACGAGUGUCAGAGGUCACGGACCAUCUGACGCGGCUCUUCAAGUACAGCAAGCGCAAGGCCGGCGAGAGCAUCAAUGAAUACGUCACCCGGCGGAACGAGGUGUAUCUUCGAGCUCAACAGGCGAUGGCGAGGAUGCCGAGGACCGGGACUAGGCCCACGACCUCGAGCCGAGGCGGCAACGGAGGAGCAUCGGCUUGGGAGACACCCACAUGGAGCCGCCGUACAUCCAUGGAGAAUGUGGCCGAGGAGGAAGAGCAACCUGACGAGGCGGCGGAGACCGACACAGCUGCGACUAGAUCUUCAUGGAAUUGGCAGCCUGACACCUGGUGGGGCUACUCUCAGUCUUGGGACUGGGACUGGAGUUCAUCAUGGUCGGGCUACGGCAGCACCGGCUAUGGAUGGGGCUCCGGAUCGUGGGCAAACUCGUCGGCGACCGGCGCGAGUGCCUCUCCCUUGCCGGACCUUCUCCCGGACUUCGUGCAGGGGUGGCUGCUCUUGCAGGACGCAGGACUGGAUGCCAACGAGAGAGGACUAGUCCUCACAACCGUGGGUGAGGACUUCCGUGUGACUACGGUGGCCAAUGCCCUCCGGGCACACUUUCCUGACGGCGACCUUCGAAGGCGAGAUGGAGGAAAGAAGCAUCUCGGCUACUGGGGGAAUGUCGAAGAGGAGUCCGAGACCGAGGGCUACGGGGACACCUUCCAGGCAGCCGAGGUGGCGGAGAACUUGAAUGACGAGGGCUUCGCCAUGUGGAAUGACGCGCAGGAGGAGAUUGCGGAGGCGAUGGCGGUGAUCGGGACCGCAAAGCGAACGCUCAAGGAUGCGCGUGCGAAACAGCACGCGGUGAAAAUGUCUCGCCAAUACUAUCGGGUGAGCGGAAAGGGCAGUGGAAAAUUCGGCGGCCAGCGCCGGGCACCAGAUGACAGCAAUCUGAUCUGCAUGGGGUGUGGCCGCAAAGGCCAUCGAGUGGCCAAUUGCCCCAACACUCCAAACCCUCCUUCAGCACAGAUGGCCGAGACCGAAACUGCCUCUUUCAUUUGUUACUCCGAGGGACCUGCUGCACAGGAGACGGCCUAUGCCACGGGGAUCACUACACGUGAGGCGGUCCAACAGGGGAAGGCCGUGAUGGACUGUGGGGCCACGAGAAGCAUUGGGUCAGUGCAGGCGCUCGAGAAGCUGAUGGAGAUGAACAUUGCCCAACACGGGGAGCCGCGAGUGAUCGAGGUGGAUCGUUCAGACCGCCCGACUUUCGGGUUUGGCAAUUCUUCGACGGACCAGUGUACUUCUACAGUGAAGAUGGGGCUACAAGCGGGGAAUCGCCAAGGAGUCUUCCGGAUCCACGCGCUGAACAAAGGCGAUGGCCCAAUUCUGAUGAGCAUUGAAGCAAUGACCAUGCUGGGCGCCCUAGUGGACUUCAGCGCCAACCUCGCGGUGUUCAGGAAGCUGGACCCGACCAAGCUUCUCCCGAUUGAGCGGUCCGCUACCGGCCAUAUGCUAGUGCCGUUGUCCGGUGACCUUUUUAAGAAGGCUAUCCAAGCUGUACAGUCAAUUCCAGGCCUGGAGAUUUUCGUGCCGAAGCCUGCCGAAGAGUAG
This is a messenger RNA of Symbiodinium sp. CCMP2592, 1866 nucleotides long. Lineage: Eukaryota; Dinophyceae; Suessiales; Symbiodiniaceae. The record is from the annotation of a GenBank genome assembly.